CGCUCGAGAGGCCGAUGUCGCUACCGGUACUCACAGUUGGACUGCGCUGGAGGGAAAGCUUACAAAGAUAUCCCAGUAUAUGGACGACAUGAAACUCGUGCGCGAGGACCUUACCAAAAUCCGAGACGAGAGCCAUCUGAUUCGAAAGAUGGUUGAGAGCGCCGUUUCCCACAACAGGACGUGCUCCACAUUGUUCCAACAGAUCAACGACGCCACGAGUCGCUUUAGGCCGGAUGUCCAAAGCCAAAUGAAACAAUUUGCCGAGCUGCUGUCCAGCGAGCAGAAGGAUUCCGCAACGCUCAAGUGCCUCUUUAAUGACUUGAACACCAUCUAUGUGGAUGUGAGCGACCUGGCAGACGUCAUCGAUGAGGAUGUGAGGAAGAUCAAGGCAUCUCUGUCGAGGGUUCGAACGACGAUCAAUGGUCUGCUGGAGAAGUAAGAGUGAGCUCUUUUCUUCCGCAUGAAGUAUACGAGAGGUGGAUGCACGGAAGGAUGAAUGGACGGACAGACGAAUGGACAUGACAUGACAUGAGAACUCCUUCUCGGACAUUUCUGUGCGCAUCAUGAUUUUCCGUAGUAGUGUAUGUCCAAGUGAGAAUGUUGUCGUUGCG
Zymoseptoria tritici IPO323 is the source of this 611-nucleotide messenger RNA. RefSeq lists its product as uncharacterized. The coding region runs from base 248 to 439 and encodes 63 amino acids. The transcript has a single exon. The record is from RefSeq and is a predicted model, not a curated record. NCBI's taxonomy places the organism in Eukaryota, Fungi, Ascomycota, Dothideomycetes, Mycosphaerellales, Mycosphaerellaceae.